This is a messenger RNA of Cydia splendana, 1991 nucleotides long. Its product is annotated as esterase B1-like. The record is from RefSeq and is a predicted model, not a curated record. The transcript is spliced from 6 exons. Lineage: Eukaryota; Metazoa; Arthropoda; Insecta; Lepidoptera; Tortricidae. Gene Ontology annotation, molecular function: serine hydrolase activity. Bases 1 to 1974 code for a protein of 657 amino acids.
AUGGCCGAGGGCCGAGCUCUGCGUAGGGCCGAACGCCCAAAACGUUCAAGAGAAGCGCGCGUCUACGCGAGGCUAAAGGCCAUGCUGCGGGACGGCUCUCCAAACCCCGGCCCGCGGGCCAAAUCCGGCCCGCGAAGAGUUCCAACCCGGCCCGCCGACAGCGGUCCAAUCCGGCCCGCGGGAGCCAGGCUCCAAGUGUUCAGCCCUAACAGCAGCAACCAGAUACACCCCCCUCCCCCCUGGGGCCGAAAUGCUGUGUGCCGUGGCCCGCGCGAAAAUUCUGAGGCGCAAUAUGGCCCUCAGACUUCGGUACCAGUAAACUUUGUGUAUUUUGCAGAAAAUCCAUUGGAUUUCGAGUUAACCAGACCAAUUGUGCAUACUCCAGUAGGCAGCUAUCGGGGGCUUUGGGCCCAAGACGGGAAUUACUCUAUGUUUCUGGGUAUCCCGUAUGCGAAAGUUGACCCGGACAAUGUUUUUGGUGUGAGUUUUGAAAUUUCUCAAUUUAUGAAUAGUCAUAAUCGUUUCCCUCCUAUUCCACACAAAUUUGAAGGGAUAUAUGAAACAGUCGACGAUACUUCAAGGUGUCCUCAAUAUGAAGAAUUUAAAAACAUAAUUACUGGGUCAUUGAACUGUCUUCACGUCAACAUUUACGUACCGAACAUCGCUACUAUCGAUAAUCCCUUGCCUGUUAUGAUCUACAUAUUUGGUGGGAAAUUCGAACACGGAUAUGCAGGCAGAUUCUUAUAUGGACCACGCUUCUUAGUUAGGCAUGACAUCAUUCUCAUUACGUUCAACUAUCGCCUUGGCCCAUAUGGAUUUUUUUGUCUAAAUACUUCUAAAGUACCAGGAAAUCAGGGUUUGAAAGAUCAAAUACAAGCACUGCGGUGGAUUAAAGAUAAUAUACGAUAUUUUGGCGGAGAUGACUCCAAAAUCACUGUAGCGGGGCACAGUUCUGGUUCAAUGUUGUUGGAUUAUCAUCAGUACUUUCUACAGGAACAGCUUUAUAAUAGAGUGAUUUUGCAAAGUGGCGUUGCAUUAUCUCACCAUUCUGAUCCUGAUCGAGAUGCCCCUAUAAAAUUAGCAAAACAAUUAAAUUAUUCAACACAUGAUAUUGAUGAUGCCUUAUCGUUUCUAAACAAAGUGGAGCCACAUGAACUUAUUGCUGCAACCAGGGAUUCUGGUGUAAUUGUGGGACCGUGUGUUGAAAAGCAAUUCGAGAAUGCUAAUAACUAUAUAAAGAAAUACCCAGCUGAUUUGAACACAGUUUCUCGAAGAGAUGUCGAUGUCUUGAUUGGUAUUACUAACGACGAAAGCUAUGCGUUUGUAACAAUGAACAUAAAAAAUGGUAAAUUAGAAUGUGAAGACUUCGUCUCUUUAAUUUUAGAAGCACAUUUUGAAUUUAAAAAUGAAAGUAAACUUUCAAACGAAAUGAAUAAGAUUGUCCGGUUAUUUUAUUAUGGCGAUGAUGUUCAGUGUGCAGAAAACAAGAGACCAGAAAUUAAUGUCCAUGCAGAUUUUAUAUUUUACAGUCCGAUACUAAGAACUGUUAGAAAAUAUUUGGAGAGUGGCGUGGACAAUACCUACUUCUAUAUGUUUUCAUUUUCUGGUGAAAGGAAUUAUUGCAAGGAUUCCGUUAAUGUACCAUUUACAAUAGGUGGUGCUUUUCACGCAGAUGAGCUGGGAUAUUUAUUUGACAUAUCUUACAUGAAAGAGCGUUUGCGUGAUGAAGAUAUGCUAAUUGUAGACAGGAUGACCGAACUUUGGACUAAUUUUGUAAAAUAUGGAAAUCCAACACCGAAACCGUCAAAGUUGAUACCUCUUCAAUGGCCACGCGUAACCAAGGACAAACUGCCAUAUUUGGAGAUAAACACUGAACUACGCAUAGGAUCAAGACCGAUGCACGAACGGAUGAGCUUUCUGGACCUUCUAUACAAACACAUUGGAGGUUAUCAAAGGUGGAUGAGCAAGGACUGAACAAUAAAACAAAGAAU